Molecule: messenger RNA, 1585 nt
Organism: Oncorhynchus mykiss (rainbow trout)
Lineage: Eukaryota; Metazoa; Chordata; Actinopteri; Salmoniformes; Salmonidae
Source: RefSeq, a predicted model, not a curated record
ACCUGGCACCAUUCCUACAGUGAAGCAUGGUGACAGCAUAAUGGGUGGAGGCAGCAUCAUGCAGGGGCUUAGGCUGGGACUGCUGAUUCUGCUGUGCUGCCUUGCACUGUUUCCAGCACCUGUCCAGGGGGACAAGGUCCUGGUGAUGCCUGUAGACGGGAGCCACUGGCUGAGCAUGAAGCUGCUGGUGAAGGAGCUGGCGGCCAGAAGCCAUGAGAUGGUUGUGCUGGUCCCUGACACAUCCAUCCUCAUCCAGGGCUCUGACUACUACAGGACUGAGACCUUCAGGGUCCCCUACAGCAAGGCACAGCUGGACGAGAACGUCAACAAACUGAAGGACGCUGCAUUCAUCAAGGCCCCGGAUGUAAUGGACAUAUUCGUGAACGUGCAGCACCUGGUUCACUUCACCACCAUGCAGGUGAAAGGCUGUGAGGGUCUGCUGUAUGACGAGCCCCUGAUGCAGCAACUGAGAGGAGAAAUACUUCAGUUGAUGCUGACUGACCCCUUUCUACCCUGUGGCUCCAUCAUCGCUGACUCCUUCAACAGCCCAGCGGUGUACUUCUUGAGGGGGAUCCCCUGUGGGCUGGAUGAGAAGGCUGCCCAGUGCCCCACUCCCCCCUCCUAUGUACCACGCUUCCACUCAGGCAACACUGACCACAUGGAUUUCCUAGGGAGGGUUAAGAACAUGCUCAUGUACAGUCUGGAGAGCUACCUGUGUACGGUGAUGUUUGCCAGCUUUGACGAGCUGACCAGCAGGUACCUGGAGAAGGACAUGACGUACAGGGAACUUCUGGGUCACGGGGCGAUCUGGCUGCUGAGGUAUGACUACUCCUUUGAGUAUCCCAAACCCAGGAUGCCCAACAUGGUCAACAUUGGCGGCAUCAACUGUGGUACAAUAGCUCCACUUCCAGCGGACCUGCAGGAGUUUGUGGAUGAGUCAGGAGAGGAUGGCUUCGUGGUCUUCACCCUGGGCUCUAUGAUCUCUCAGAUGCCUGAGGAGAAAGCCAAGCAGUUCUUUGAUGCCUUCAGCAAGAUCCCUCAGAGGGUGGUGUGGAGGUACACAGGAGUGGUGCCUGAGAACGCUCCAGACAACGUCAGAUUGAUGAAGUGGCUUCCUCAGAAUGAUCUGCUGGGCCACCCCAAGGUCAAGGCCUUCAUCACCCAUGGAGAAACCCACGGUAUCUACGAGGGGAUCUGUAACAGUGUUCCCAUGGUGAUGCUGCCGUUGUUCGUGACCAGAGUGACAACUGUGACGACCCUCCCACUCUGUCUGCCGUAUUCUGUCUUUGUUCUUGUUUCCUUAUUAGGAUGCCUGUGGACGGAGUCGGGAGGGUCGUCAGCUUCAUGGGAAACACCUGGGCCAGGUGUCUCCCAGGAUAAAUAGACCUCUUCCACAUUCAUGGAAGAGACUCUCUCCAUGCAGACACUUUUAUGGAUUUUGUUGUGUUUCUUGGUGGUUUUUGGGUUGUUUGCUUUAGCAUCUUUCAACACCCUGCAUUAUCACAUUCAUGCAUGCAAAACACUCACUUACACUACUGAUUACUGAUUACACACACCAUUGUAUAUUUUCCGUUGCUUUAGUUAA